AUGACGCGAUUCUUGCUCAGCAACAACUAUUUUAGGCCAAAUCACCAGAAGGGGUUUUUACCCGGGAUUUCUGGAUGCCUAGAACACAACACCUUGCUGUCGGAGAGUUUCAAAGAUGCUAGAAAAAGCGAGCGGCAAAUCACUGUUUGUUGGAUAGACUUGGAGAACGUGUUCGGGUCGAUACAACACGAAUUGAUGCUAUUCGCGCUUAGAUGGUACAACUUUCCACCCCUAGUUAGUGAUAUGAUCGCGUCGUAUUACUCAAAAUUAAGGUUUUCUAUAAUAACUAAAGAAGGCCCUUCAAAAAGUUUGAGUUAUAAUGUAGGACUGUUUCAAGGUUGUUGUCUAUCUCCAAUUGCGUUUAAUAUCGUUAUUAACAUCUUAGUAGACAAAUUAAUCUGUAACGAGAAAAAAUGGGGUUAUCGGUUUAAGUUUAAUAAUAAAUACACGGAAUCCAUUUUAGCCUUCGCUGACGAUCUCGCAAUACUCACACGUAACCCCAAACACUGUCAAGUACUAUUGGAUGAAGUGGAUAAAUUCUGCGGUCAAUGCAUUUCUACGGUUACGGAAAAUGCACCAUUUAAAUUUCUCGGUCGUAAGAUUGAUAAUAUAGGCCGUACUCCAUCUUUAGAAGGAAUAGUAGAUAGCUUUUUGAACGAUCUUAACAAGGUAGAUAGCCAACUCAUAGGUAACGUCAAAAAAGCGUGGAUCUACGAGAAUUACUUAACUUCACGUUUGAAUUGGCCUUUCCUCGUCUAUGAUUUAAAUAAAACCCUUUUGUCAAAGUUAGAUGCAGGCGUCAUAAAGAUGUUGGAGUUGUGGCUCGGGCUCGCUCUGACGGCUGAUUCAUCGGCGUUAUUUAGGGGAAGCAAUAGUUUUGGGAUGAGUCUAAAAAGGCCAUCGGAGCUCUAUAAACACCUAAGAGUUUCCAAGAGAUAUCUCCUGGGGAAAUCCCAUGAUGACAUAGUGACAUCGCUCCCAAAAGAUGAAGAUGCCCCCGAGCUAGAGUCACGACUUCAAUUCCAUAAGCAAUUUAUGAUAGGAGCACAAAGUAACAGAGCGGGGUUAGGAUCAAAUAGGAAAGUCCAAGAUGCGGAUAUAUUGAAGUCUUUUAUUCGGCAAGACGAGAAUGAAAAAUACAAGAUCCAUGCAAUGAAUUUAGAAAUGCAGAACGAGUGGUUAGACAUAGGAGAUUUUUGCAUCCCAUUAGCAUUAAAAUGGCGCACUUUAAUUUAUGAUUGGUCGCCAGCAUUGCUAAAAUUCUAUCUCAAUGCGUUCCAGAUGACUCUCCCAGAUCAGAGUAAUUUAGUAAGAUGGGGUAAAAGUACCGAAAAAACUUGCUAUAUCUGUGGAAAGGCAGUUGGAACUGCUAAGCAUCUGCUGGUGGGAUGUAAGGUACUCCUGGACAGCGGUCAAUACUCGCGUCGUCACGAUAGGGUUCUAGAAGUCAUACGUGAAGCGGUUAGUCUUUCGGUAGCCAGAGCGCAAAAGGAAAUAACCACAAACGAACGAUCAGUAGGUUUUGUGAGAGAAGGCACUAGGGCUACAAAAUCAAACGUCAAGCCUUACUCCAUCCUUAAAGCGGCGUCGGAUUGGACUAUAAUGAUGGACACGUAUGAAAAACAAAAUCCCGAGGAUAUUUGUGCGUCGGCCUCCAGACCGGAUAUAUUUUUGUUUUCGCGAAUUUUAAAGCGCGUAGUGAUGAUAGAGCUUACGGUCCCUUGGAAAACCAACAUCCCCAAAGACCAUACCAUCAAGGUCAACAAAUAUUACGAGCUCACAAACGAACUCACUCGAAAUAGGUUCGUAGUAGAUUUGUACGCGGUAGAGGUGGGAGCGAGAGGUAUAACAGCGAAAUCUCUCUACAACCUACUAAAGGACUUGGGCUUGUCCAGAACUCACAUUAAUGCAUUCUUGGAACGUAUAUCGAAGGCAGCCCUAGUAGGUUCUUUUCAAAUUUGGUUAGGUAGGGAGAGGAGCUUGGACAGUGGAGGUGAGCGUAUAACGCGCGUUAAAUAA
Danaus chrysippus (African queen) is the source of this 2019-nucleotide messenger RNA. The record is from the annotation of a GenBank genome assembly. Lineage: Eukaryota; Metazoa; Arthropoda; Insecta; Lepidoptera; Nymphalidae.